Molecule: messenger RNA, 684 nt
Organism: Melospiza melodia melodia
Lineage: Eukaryota; Metazoa; Chordata; Aves; Passeriformes; Passerellidae
Gene: NKX3-1
Product: NK3 homeobox 1
Biological process (GO): cell differentiation; regulation of transcription by RNA polymerase II
Cellular component (GO): nucleus
Molecular function (GO): DNA-binding transcription factor activity, RNA polymerase II-specific; RNA polymerase II cis-regulatory region sequence-specific DNA binding
Source: RefSeq, a predicted model, not a curated record
AUGAGCUCGGCCCGCACCCCCCCGGCCAUGAGCGGCUCCCCCGGGCCCGGCCCCGCACGGCGCAGCUCCUUCCUCAUCCAGGACAUCCUGCGGGAGCCCGAGCGAGCCCCGGGCAGCGGGAACGAGGAGCGGGGAGCGUGCCGGCGAGGGGAGCGGCGCGGCCACGGGAGCGCCCCCCGAGCGACCCCAGCCCAGCGGAGCCCCCGGGACAGCGCGGGGAGCAGAGCCGGGUGGGAAUUUCUCUCCCAGUGGGAAUUUUUGUCCAAGUGGAAUUUUUAUCCGAGUGGGAACUUUUGUCCAGAAGCGCCGCCGGGGCCGUUCCUGCCCGAGCGCGGCCCCUCCGCGGCCCCACCGCCCCCCAGGCCGGGCAAACGCUCCCGAGCCGCCUUCUCGCACAGCCAGGUGAUCGAGCUGGAGCGCAAAUUCAGCCACCAGAAAUACCUGUCGGCCCCCGAGAGAGCGCACCUGGCCCGGCACCUGCAGCUCACCGAGACCCAGGUGAAGAUCUGGUUCCAGAACAGGAGGUACAAGACCAAGAGGAAACAGCUGGUGGCCGGGAUGAGCCGCUCGGACUCGCGCCAGGAAGCGCCAGAAUUCCCGGGAAUGUCGCUGCUGGCGCUCAGGGCCGCCUGGCCCUACCUGCCCUGCCUCUACUACGUCAACUCCUGGAGCCCCUCCUGGUAG